Molecule: messenger RNA, 1848 nt
Organism: Auanema sp. JU1783
Lineage: Eukaryota; Metazoa; Nematoda; Chromadorea; Rhabditida; Rhabditidae
Source: the annotation of a GenBank genome assembly
AUGCUCAGCACAUUGGCCAAGUCUUCUCUUCGUCCUUUGGUGAGAAAUAUUCGUGUUUCACAGUAUGCCACUACAGCUCCUGGAACCAAACAACAGAAGAAACCCGAGGAAUCUGAGUCAUUCUGUAUGAAUCUGUUCCGAGGAAAAGCUGUAACUCAUCAAGUCUUCCCUUAUCCUCUCAAUUUGGAUGACGAGCAGAAAGAAACGCUCAAUAUGAUCCUCGGACCAACUCAAAAGUUUUUGACUGAAGUUAAUGAUGUGGUCAAGAAUGAUGAAACCAUGGAUGUUCCUAAAGAAGUUCUGGCACAGUUUGCUGAGCUUGGUGCCUUUGGAGCUCUUGUUCCCCCCGAGUAUGAAGGAGCUGGGCUUGUCAACAGUCAAAUGGCGCGUCUAGCAGAACUUGUGGGAGCUCAUGAUCUCGGUCUUGGAGUAGUUAUGGGAGCACAUCAAUCUAUUGGUUACAAAGGGAUCCUGCUCUUCGGAACAGAGGAGCAAAAACAGAAAUACCUUCCUGAUCUUGCCACUGGACGCAAGUUUGCUGCUUUCUGUCUAACAGAGCCAACUUCUGGUUCCGAUGCUAACUCUAUUCGCACAAGAGCUGAAUUAUCGGCUGAUGGAAAGCACUACGUUCUGAACGGCGGAAAGAUCUGGAUCAGUAACGGAGGCUUCGCAGAAGUCUUCACCGUUUUUGCUCAAACUCCUGUAAAACAAGCUGAUGGAUCUACGAAAGACAAAGUCACGGCCUUCAUUGUUGAGCGUAGCUUUGGAGGUAUCACAAACGGACCUCAAGAGAAAAAAAUGGGAAUCAAAGGUUCCAAUACUACCGAAGUGCAUUUCGAUAAUGUCAAGAUCCCAGUAGAGAAUAUAAUCGGAAAAGAGGGAGAAGGAUUCAAGGUUGCCAUGAACAUUCUGAACAAUGGAAGAUUUGGAAUUCCAGCUGCUUGCACAGGAGCGAUGAAAUACUGUAUUCAAAAAACCGUGGAUCAUAUUACAACUCGCGUUCAAUUCGGGAAAAAAAUCCAAGAGUUCGGAAAUGUCCAGGAGAAAUUGGCUAAUAUGGUAGCUCGUCAUUACGCUACAGAGUCCAUUGUAUAUAUGCUUUCUUCUAACAUGGAUCGAGGAAUUAGCGAUUACCAAUUGGAAGCUGCUAUUGGAAAGGUGUUCGCCUCGGAUAACGCAUGGUGGGUUUGCGAUGAAGCCAUCCAACUUCAUGGAGGUAUGGGAUUCAUGAAAGAAACUCAAUUAGAGAGAGUUCUUCGUGAUCUGAGAAUCUUCAGAAUUUUCGAAGGAGCCAAUGAUAUCAUGAAACUCUUUGUUGGGUUGACAGGUGUCCAACAUGCUGGUAAACAUCUCCAACAACUUGCCAAGGACAUGAAGUCAGGAAGUCUUGGAGCCAUUUUCGGAGAAGUUGUUAAGAGAGCUAAAGGAGGAGAUACUGGUAGCAACUUUGGAUCUGUAGUUGACUCAUCUUUGGCAAAUGAAGCAUCUCAGCUUGAUGUUUGCAUAGCCACAUUCGGAAAGACUGUACAGGAUCUCCUGCUGAAGCACAAAAAAGGAAUUAUCGAUCGUCAAUUCGAAGUAAUUCGAGUAGCUGAUGCUGCUAUUGACAUUUACAGCAUGAUCGCUGUACUCUCGCGAUGCACUUAUUCAAUCAACAAGAAAUCGCCAAGUGCUGAUCACGAGAAGGACAUCGCUAAAUUCUAUGUGCACAUCGCUUCACGUCGUGCUUUGGACAGCUUGAAGUUAGCUGGAUCUUCAUCAGACAAAGAACCUACACUCAUCGAAAAGAUCUCCCGGGCUGUAUGUGAAAAUGGAAAACUUCCUCAAGAACAUCCACUUGAUAUCUAA